Molecule: messenger RNA, 1725 nt
Organism: Paraphaeosphaeria sporulosa
Lineage: Eukaryota; Fungi; Ascomycota; Dothideomycetes; Pleosporales; Didymosphaeriaceae
Exons: 2
Coding region: 112-1521 (469 amino acids)
Source: RefSeq, a predicted model, not a curated record
GGGCUGCUCUGCACACAAGCCCGGGUGGGGGGGUUCUCCUGGUGCGCUGUUCGCGCGAGGAGGACAUUGACUGGUGAGUUGCGAAGUACAUAGCGCUGUGUAGAAUUGACAAUGUCACACUUUGUCUUCCGCCCCGGCGGCAUUCCUGCCCUUGUGUCCGUCCCGCACAAACAUGCCCGGUGGCUGUGCUCGUUGGUAGUCAAGGUUGAUGAGCUCCGGCAGCAGGCGGCGGUCGAGCUGCACUUUAGCGCCAAGUUUGCCGGCCUCGAUGGUGACGGGCACGUCACCCUCGUUCACGAUGCAGACAAGCUGGCAUCCGCCACGCUCGACGACGCGAAAGCGCCUCCAGAGCACCUCCGCCAGCAGAUCGCGCGCAACAACGGGCGCGACCUCCGGCUGCUGGCUCUACAGGCGGAGCAGCCGUGCGCCGUCCGCUGGAGGCGGCAGCUGGGAGAGAUUGACCACGCCGACGCGCGGUGCGAGCAGCUGGCCGUCCUCGCCCGUGCCACCGCGCUGCAAGUCACGUUCGACUACGCGUGGCUGAAUCCGAAGAAAUCUGCGCAGUUCCUGAGUCUGGUGGACGCGUCGAAGCAGCUGGCUGGCUUCCCUGUGGGUACUGGCUUGUAUGCAGAGGCAGACUGGGCCGUCUUCGUCCCCGUGGACUCGGUCGAGGCCCCUCCGACAUAUGAAGACGCGUCGCUGAAGCGCUCGCGGCAGUCACUUCCCAGCUCGCCGCAAGCACCACCGCCGAAGCGCCUCCUCGUCGACGCCGCAGUCGAUCCCGGAUCGCCCACGGAGAAGGCGACCACGACAACAGCCAGCCCAAGCCCGCGGCUGCCCCUGUCCUCGCCGCCGCCGCCGCACCAUGUCAAUGCCGCCAUCGAGGCUGCCGUCGCAAGGCUGCUGCCCGACGCACUGAACGCCGUGCUCCCAGGCAUGCUCACGCGCCUGCUCGCCGUGCCGACCCAGCCGUCGAGAGCGCCCGCAUCGUCACCGGCACACGAACCCCCGCCGACGUACGCGCCCAAGCCGCCAAAACAUUCCCCACCUCGCACAGCGAACAAAUCACCACCUCCACCGGUAGAUGCAUCGCCGCCGCACCCACUUGCCCCCCUCCACGCGCUCCUCGCCACCCAUCUCCACGAACAUGCCACCGCCCUUGCGUCCGAACUCACCUCGGAAUCACACGCGCACGUCCUCUACCUGCGCGACGCCGCCGACGUCGACAUGCAGGAGCAGCUGGAGGAACAACGCGUCGAGUUCGCCGUGCUGCGGGAGGACGCGCUGAUGGACGUGAGAAGGGUGUGCGAUGUCGGACUGGAAGAAUUGAGAGAGAAGGCAGAUGCGUUGGUGGACGUUGUCGGGGAAGAAUGCGAGAGGGUUUGCUGGGAGAAGGGCGAAGAGGUGGAGAGGAGGGUCGAAGCCUUGAAAGAUAUGCUGCUUGCCAGGUGGUUACAGACAGGGAGUUCGGUGCAGGGCACGCGGCGGGCGCAGUCGGUGCCAUUGGAGGCGGGUUGGUGAGCGGACACGCCGCCAUUCCAGCUGAGACGACAAAUACCUCACCUCGGAGCGUCACACCCCUCCUUCAGCAACGAAAGAGACACGGUCUUUCUCCCUCGACGAUACCUGCAAAUCGAGCCGUCGCGCGACACACGCGCCAACUCGCUCACUCGACUCGUCAGAGGCAGACCUGUUUGGCAUCGACACGGGCCCGCACACCCCUAU